Molecule: messenger RNA, 321 nt
Organism: Candidula unifasciata
Lineage: Eukaryota; Metazoa; Mollusca; Gastropoda; Stylommatophora; Geomitridae
Source: the annotation of a GenBank genome assembly
AUGGAUCAAGCACAACUAUGCAUUUUCGUCGUCUUGACCUUCUCCUGCUUGACCCGGCUGGUGACUCCUAUACCCAUGGUCACUGUUGCGAAACUGGACUAUGAUACCAAAUUGCCUGUUCCGAUUACUGAAGAUGUAUUUGACCUCAAGGAUGAGAAAGACUUGUAUGACCCCACUUCCGUCUUGCUGACCAGAUUUCGAAGAAACCUCGCUCAAUGGAUGACAGGCAGCCAGCAUUUCAAUCAAGGAAACAACAGACGUUUCGCUCACAGACAACGUUUCAACUCUCGACAUGUAAGUGGUCAGGUAGUGGAUGCCUAG